CGCUUUCCCUCGAGCAACCUGCUAUCCAAUGAAAACCAGACAUCUGUUCUGAACGGAGAGAAGCGAUUCCGCUGCAUAUAGCGGCAUUUCAAGCUAUAUAUAUUUAACAAUAUAACGUGUAACUAGCUAUUUGUACUGCUACAUGCAGUGUAUAUGUAAUUAAUUAAUUGUAUUUAUAUAUAGCUAAUUGUAUUUACAAUUUUAGAGUAUUUAGCAAGCUGAAAUGACAACCAUGUUGAUGCUUUUGAUGCCCGUAUUGGUCGCAUCAAUUUUUGGCGAGUCCUCCGUUUAUUUCCGAGAAGAAUUUGAGGAUGGAGAUGCAUGGAAAAGCCGAUGGGUGGAAUCCAAACACAAGUCAGAUUAUGGGAAGUUUGUUCAUACUGCUGGGAAAUUCUAUGGUGAUGUGGAGAGAAACAAAGGUCUUCAAACCAGCCAGGAUGCUCGCUUUUACUCUGCAUCCUCCCGCUUUGAGUCCGUCAGCAACAAAGACCAGGCACUGGUAAUCCAGUUCACUGUGAAACAUGAACAGAACAUUGACUGUGGUGGAGGAUACAUCAAGCUGUUCCCAGCUGAUCUCAACCAGGAGGAAAUGCAUGGAGAUUCCACAUACAACAUCAUGUUUGGUCCUGACAUCUGUGGUCCAGGUACUAAGAAAGUUCAUGUGAUCUUCAACUACAAAGGCAAGAAUCACUUAAUCAACAAAGACAUAAGAUGCAAGGAUGAUGAAUAUACCCACCUGUACACACUGAUAGUAAAUCCGGGUAACACCUACGAGGUGAAAAUCGACAACAAGAAAGUUGAGUCUGGAAGCCUAGAGGAGGACUGGGACUUCCUUCCCCCCAAGAAGAUAAAGGACCCUGAUGCUGAGAAACCAGAUGACUGGGAUGAGAAGGAGAACAUUGAUGAUCCUGAAGACAAGAAACCGGAUGAUUGGGAUGUUGCUGAGAACAUCCCUGACCCUGAUGCCAAGAAGCCUGAUGACUGGGAUGAUGAGAUGGAUGGUGAGUGGGAGCCUCCCAUGGUCACGAACCCGGACUAUAAGGGGGAGUGGAAACCCAAACAGAUUGACAAUCCUGCCUACAAGGGGAAAUGGGUGCACCCUGAAAUUGACAACCCAGAAUACACUGCUGACCCUGAAAUCUACCAAUAUGCCAGCAUGGGGGUGAUUGGAUUGGAUUUGUGGCAGGUUAAGUCCGGCACUAUUUUUGACAAUUUCCUCAUCACCAAUGACCCAAAACUUGCAGAAGAAGUGGGGAACGAGACAUGGGGUGCAACAAAGGACCCUGAAAAGAAGAUGAAGGACAGUCUGGAAGAGGAGGAGAGAAAGAAACGUGAUGCAGAAGAGGUGAAUAUAAAGGAGGAAGAUGAAGAUAAAGAGGAGAGGGAUGAGGAAGAAGAUUACGAAGAAGAGGGAGAAACAGACUCUAAACUCAAGGAUGAGUUAUAAACUCAAACAGGAACUUCUGAAAAGGAACCCUGUCUACUAUGAGCCAUUGGUGCAAGGCUGUAGAUUGGGCUUUAUUGGACAUUCUGUUUGUCAUUGAAGCUGCACAUUUAUGUUUUGGUGUGAAGCUAUUGUUUUAAUUACAUGACAAGGGAAUGGGUACAAACUGACUAAGGACAGCAAUUAUAUUGUCUGUUGCUAUGGGAGUUCAGAUUUGUCAAGGUUGGAGAUGUUAAAGAUUUUUUUAUCUUUAGAUUUGAGUGUUGUCUGGCAGUGAUGUUAUGCCAGCAAUUGUUUUUGAGAAGUGAACUUUCUCCUCUGUAAACAAAGCUCUACUGCUAACCUUAAAUAGUUUUCUUACUUAAGGAUAAUGACCAUCUACAAUUUCCUGACUAAUCUUUACAGCAAAUAGUGUAUUGUUGGUCUUAAUCUGACAAAAUGUUGUGCCUGUACCCCAAAUGGGGGUGUGUGGCAUUAAGAUGGCAUCUCUCUUGUGUAUUGGAUAUGGCCGAAAGUCUAAUGCUUUCCAUUUUCUGCAUAUGAUUUUCAACAGUGCUGAGCGAUUACCAGAAAUGUUUACUUUUUCGGUUUUCAAACAACUAAGGGACUGACGAAUUCAAUUAUUUGAAUUAAUUUUGUUUAUUUUUCUCAAUUGGCACAUUGGAGAAACUUCAAAGAUACAUCUGAUCCUGCCUGCACUGUGCGAUGUUGUAGUUCCCAACAUUCUACUACUUAGUUUUAAAAUAAAAAAUAUUUAAACUACAAUGACCCAUUGCGCAUCUACCUGUCGGGUCAGUUUUUUUUUACGCCUGCUACGGAAGAGGCAGCACCUGUUGCUCUGCGAGGUGUCUCUACUUGACAAUACAUGAUCUAAGUGAUCGUCGUAAAUAUGUCUUUACUUUGAACUACAUUUAAAAAAAAAACAGUUGUUUAGAUGGCAUAUGCAGCAGCUAUGUAGACAUGAGAGAAAGUCGUCAAAUAAAACAUAUGUACACUGAAAUAUUGUAACGUGAAAUUAUGGGUAACUGAUAAGCAGUAACGAACAGUCACUACAAUCAUACUUAUAUUAAUUGUUUCAUUCUGUUACAGCAUUCAACACCAAUAAUCGAAAUAGAAAACCAUGGUUACUGUAUAAACAAACCGAUACCUGAUCCGACUUCAAAAAGCACUAAUCGUUCAGCACAGAGGUGUGCUUGAUUUAGGGUAACUAUUUUUUUUUCACGAAUGGAACUGCUCAAGCACACUCAAGCUACCGUAAAUCAAAUUUUAUGAAAAAUAACAAAUCAGAUUGCAUGUAUAAAGACGUUCAGAUAUUCUAAAACACGAAGCAGGAGGGAGUGAUGUCAGUCUCUUGAUAUGUUUAUUUUGGGGGCAAUGUCAAUUUAUGUUGUGAUAUUACCCGUUUGGUUUUUAAUGCCAACGUUUCUGCACUGCUGUACCCUCGAGACUUGUCCCAAGCUGAUUGGAUCUUGACCCUUUUGUAAAACAUAUUUUGUACUGGGGAGGAUAUGGAUGGAUCAUUUAAUUGUGCAAGACAGAAAUUCUGAUACACAUAUUACUGUCCAAUAAUAAAACAUAAAGGAAGUGA
This is a messenger RNA of Oncorhynchus kisutch (coho salmon), 3032 nucleotides long. RefSeq names its product calreticulin-like. The coding region runs from base 224 to 1447 and encodes 407 amino acids. The transcript is spliced from 9 exons. Lineage: Eukaryota; Metazoa; Chordata; Actinopteri; Salmoniformes; Salmonidae. The record is from RefSeq and is a predicted model, not a curated record. Gene Ontology annotation, molecular function: calcium ion binding. Gene Ontology annotation, biological process: ERAD pathway; protein folding. Gene Ontology annotation, cellular component: endoplasmic reticulum membrane; endoplasmic reticulum.